Neltuma alba is the source of this 315-nucleotide messenger RNA. RefSeq names its product CLAVATA3/ESR (CLE)-related protein 27-like. The transcript has a single exon. Lineage: Eukaryota; Viridiplantae; Streptophyta; Magnoliopsida; Fabales; Fabaceae. The record is from RefSeq and is a predicted model, not a curated record. Bases 1 to 315 code for a protein of 104 amino acids.
AUGUGGUUCGCCGGCGUUAGGAGAAUCUCGUACCGUUUCGUGGUGGGCCUUCUGGUAAUCUCCGUGCUGUUCAUGUGGGUUUGCUCCCACUCCUGCCGGUUCGAGGCUGCCAUUCGAAUAUCUUCUUCUUCCACAGUGCCGGCGAAAGCCAAGCUUAGCCAUGGCGUUUUGGAUAACAAGAGCAAGCAGGAUCUGGUUCACAAGUACUUCAGAGGAAAAAGAGCUUUUGGUCCGCCCGCCAUUAAAACGACACAGAAGGGCUUCGACGACAGUAAAAGAAGAGUCCCCAGUUGCCCAGAUCCUCUCCACAAUUAA